Messenger RNA from Drosophila kikkawai, 425 nucleotides. It is a transcript of the gene COX7B, whose product is annotated as Cytochrome c oxidase subunit 7B. The record is from RefSeq and is a predicted model, not a curated record. NCBI's taxonomy places the organism in Eukaryota, Metazoa, Arthropoda, Insecta, Diptera, Drosophilidae.
UUACUGUUGUUCGGUCACACUGUUCGAUACACAAGUAAUCUUUGGCAACUUUCGAGCAAUCAUGUUGGUUAAGCACAUUGUCAAGCAGGGGCUUCUGUUCAAGAAUGUUGGCGCCAUGUCGCGUGCCGCUUACCACGGCGGUGGACACCACCAGCACUCCACCAUGAACGAUCUGCCCGUGCCCGCCGGUGACUGGAAGGAGCAGCACAGCCAGCAGAACUCCAAGUACAAUGCCGUGCUCAUCACCGGCAUCCUGGUCCUGGCCGGCACCAUUGGAUUCGUGAAAUCCUCCGGUCUGAUCCACUUCAACUACAAUGCCCCCAGGGACCUAGACUAAGCCAGUCACCCCGUAAAUGUAUAUUAAUCCGAAAUUUGUGUUAAAUAAGCUUAAAGUGGCGACAUAGUAAAUCACAGAUCCAAAAGUA